Molecule: messenger RNA, 2573 nt
Organism: Raphanus sativus (radish)
Lineage: Eukaryota; Viridiplantae; Streptophyta; Magnoliopsida; Brassicales; Brassicaceae
Product: heterogeneous nuclear ribonucleoprotein 1
Exons: 4
Coding region: 1168-2313 (381 amino acids)
Molecular function (GO): RNA binding
Source: RefSeq, a predicted model, not a curated record
UUUCAAUCUCCCUUCUCUUCCUCUUCUUCCCUUUUUUUUAAACUUCGGAAUCCAGGAUCGUGGGUCGAUCGGUUCUCACAAUCCGAUCAAGACCCAGUAGUUCGUUUUCAUCCAUACAUCAUUUUUUUUUCUACAAAAGGUUUUGUAACAGAUGAUUUCUGGGUGUCUUGAAUAGUAGAUUGAUGUUUUUCUGUUAGAUCAAAAGAUGUGUAUAUAUAUAUUAUAUUAUAUUUGCAGAAUGGAGAUGGAAUCAUCAUGAUUUUACAGUUUAUGCGAUUUUACGAUUUUGACAGAGAAAAUUCAAUUUCCCGAUUUUACAUUAUGGUUUUGGCGGGAGAACCCGAUUUUACGGUUUUGGCGGGAGAACCCGAUUUUACGGUUUUGGCGGGAAAACCCGAUUUUACGGUUUUGGCGGGAAAACCCGAUUUUCCGGUUUUGGCGGGAAAACCCGAUUUCUCAGUUUUGGCAAGAAAACUUGAUUUUACAGUUUUGGCAAUUUUACGGUUUUAGCGGAAAACUCGAUUUUCUGAUUUUGGCGGGAAAACUAGAUUUCCUAGUUUUGGCGGAAAAAUCUGAUUUCUCUGUUUUGGUGGGAAAACUCGAUUUCUCGGUUUCGGCGGGAAAACCCGAUUUUACGGUUUUAGCCAAAAACUCAAUUUCUCGAUUUUGGUAGGAAAACUCGAUUUUUUCCGGUUUUGGCGGAAAAAUUCGAUUUCUCGGUUUUGGCGGGAAAAUCCAAUUUCUCAAUUUUCGCGGAAAACCCCGAUUUUACAGUUUGUGCGAUUUUACGAUUUUGACAGAGAAAAUUCAAUUUCCCGAUUUUGGCGAGAAAACCCGAUUUCUCGGUUUUGGUAGAAAAACUCAAUUUUUUUUAAACUCUAGAUUUUUUUUGUCCAUUGGACAACCCAUGUCCAUGAAACCCAAAACCCGUAAAGACCAUUUUUUAAAUGGUCAUCCAUAUUUUGUCCAUUAAUAACCCAUGGACAAAAUGGGUGUGUCCAUAUUAAGUCCAUUUAAAUAUGGACGUGGACGACCAAUGGACGACCCGCCCAUUUGACACCUAUAGAAUCAUGUAAGCUGUUCAUCGGUGGGAUCUCUUGGGAGACGACCGAAGAUCGUCUCCGCGAGUAUUUCCAGAGUUUCGGUGAGGUUUUAGAGGCCGUUAUCAUGAAGGAUCGUGCCACUGGUCGUGCUCGUGGCUUUGGUUUCCUUGUCUUCUCUGACCCCAACGUCGCUGAGCGAGUCGUCUUGAUCAGACACGUCAUUGAUGGUAAACUUGUUGAGGCGAAGAAGGCAGUUCCAAGAGAUGAUCACGUAGUAUUGAACAGAAGCAACAACACUAGCCUCCAGGGAUCACCUGGCCCAGCUAACAGCAAGAAGAUCUUUGUUGGAGGUUUGGCUUCAACGGUGACAGAAGCUGAGUUCAAAAAGUAUUUCGCUCAGUUUGGGGUGAUCACUGACGUUGUGGUGAUGUAUGACCACAGAACCCAACGACCGAGAGGCUUCGGUUUCAUCUCCUUUGAAUCAGAGGAAGCUGUAGACAAAGUUCUGCAGAGGACAUUCCACGAACUCAACGGAAAGAUGGUGGAAGUCAAACUGGCUGUUCCUAAAGAAAUGGCUCUGAACCCAAUCCGGAACCAAGUGAAUGUAAAUAGCUUUGGUAAUAGUAGAAUCAGCGCAUUGCUGAUGAACGAGUACACGCAAGGAUUCAGCUCGAGUCCAGUCUCCGGUUAUGGAGUCAAACCUGAAGUUAGGUACAGUCAAGGAUUAGUAGGUAAUAGGGGUGGAUUCUCACCGUUUGGACAUGGAUAUGGAAUAGAGCUGAACUUUGAGGCGGAUCAGAGUCAGAACUUUGGAUCUGGUUCCAGUGCAGGCUUCGGACGUCCCUUUAGCCUUAGCAGGUACGGUAGCCAGAUUGAGUCAGGAGGAGCUGGGAACGGCUCUGUGCUAAAUGCAGCAGCAAAGAACCAGUUAUGGGGUAAUGGUGGUGGUCUAGGUUACAUGUCAAACUCGCCAAUAUCUAGAAACAGCUUCAAUGGAAUGUCUUCGCUAGGCAGCAUCGGAGACAACUGGGGACGUAAUAGCUACCGCAGUGAGGGAGGAGGAGGCGUAGGAUUAGAAGCAAUGAGAGGGGGUCAUGUUGGUGGUUAUAGCAGCGGCUCAAGCAGCUUGGAGAAUGACUCUUUGUACAGUGACUCGGCGUGGCUUUCUCUGCCUGCAAAGGCGGAGGAAAGAAUGGGAGCGUUUGACUUCAUGUCUAGAGGACCAGCUGGAUACAUCAACAGCCAACCAAACGGAGGAAUUGCAGCUUAGAGAAGUGUGAAACCCAUUCCAUGGAGAUAUGAUUUGACUAUUUGCAGAAGAGAGUUUUUUUAGAAGAUGAAAAAAAAAUUGUUCAAAAAAAGUUUAUUUACUUUCUUAAUAUUUUGAUUGUUGUUAUAGUUUUUAUUUUUCACCCUUUUUCUAAUUUGGGGGGGUUUUGUUUCUUUUAUCUUUGAAGAAGGAAGAAAAGUGUAAACAUAGUUAUAUAAAGAGACAAAAGAAACAAUGAAGUUGUAUUAUGUUCUUGUCUU